AUGGGGACAAUGGGAUGGCUUCAGGCAACAGCGGGAGCACACCACGUCCAGGCCAGAGGGGAGUGCCGCAUUCAGAGGCCUAAUGCUCAAGAACCCAACCGCCGGCUCGAGUCCGAGGCCGGAGUCAAUGAGUUCUGGGACACAAACGAUAAUGAGAAGAAGUGUGCCGGAGUCAAAGCAAUUCGCCAUAUGAUUCAGCCUAGAGGCCUAUUGUUGCCUGCUUACAACCAUGCACAUCAGCUCACUUAUAUCGUCGAAGGCUGGCCCCCCUUCCCUCCUCCUUCUCUCUGUAGGGGUAUUCAGGGGACAAUUUUCCCGGGAUGUGCAAGGACAUAUGAAUCAGGAUCACAGAGUUCCGGUGAUCGGAAACGGAAGAUUAGAGAUUGCCAUCAGAAGCUUCGACGAUUUCAAGAAGGCGAUAUCCUUGCCUUGCCGGCUGGUGUAACUCAUUGGGCUUACAACGACGGAGAAGGGCCUCUUACUUGCAUGGCACUUGUUGACACCGGUAACGAAGCUAACCAGCUUGAUGAGAACUUCAGGGGCGAGAAGAAGAAGGGUGACGUGGGCGAGAAGAAGAAGGUCGUGAGCCUCGUGGCCAUGGGCAAAGAGGCGAACAACUAG
Molecule: messenger RNA, 621 nt
Organism: Ilex paraguariensis (yerba mate)
Lineage: Eukaryota; Viridiplantae; Streptophyta; Magnoliopsida; Aquifoliales; Aquifoliaceae
Source: the annotation of a GenBank genome assembly